CAAAAGUCACAUUUUUACAAAUUUAAAGAUUGAAGACAAUUUUUAAACCUUAAACUGUAAUUGUUAAACCUUACAAAUGUAUCAUGAAAACAAUAAUAUGUAUUGUGACAUAAUUUAUCACAAUAUCGAUUUGAUAUCAUCAUAUCUUCCAGUCCUCCUGCAUAGUAUUAAUCAGUCAAGGGCAUCACGGGACAUUUUAUUAUUUUUUAAAAAUGUUUAUGUUCCCCCAGUUUAAAUAUUGCCCGUACAUGUGUAUGUUCCUGCACCAAGGCUACUAGGCUCAUGCGGUAUAACAUUAGCGAGUUGAUUAGCUAGCUCUAUUAGUUCCAUUGGAUUGAGAAGGGUUACAGUGGAGAGUGGGUUUUGUUCCACUUCGCUUUCCCAGAAGCGUUUCUGUGCAGAUGUAAGUAAAGCGAGUGUUUGUUUCACUGUGCCGGAGUUCCUCGUUUUUAAAGACCGAUAGUUGCUGAUGUUCAAGAACAACAUACUGGGUAAGAGCUGUUAUUUUCAGUUGCACAGUGUUUUCUGUAGAUAUUUUCCCUCGCCUAGCUAGAAUUUGCUGAAGAGUCAGUUUCUCUCUGACUGCCUUGUGCUGAGUUUAAGAUGUUUUAUCUUAAGGUUAAGUUACUUGUAUUGCAGGAAGAUGCUUUAGUUCAGUGCCAGUGCCAUCAUUAGUCAUGAAAUAUGUCCAGAUCGCUGUCAUGUUGUGUCAUCUGUUCAUUUAUAUGACUAGUCACUUAGUGUCACCUGGUGUCAGAGGGGUUUUUUUUUUGUAUGAGUAUGUAAAAAUAAGCAUGGUACAGACAUAUUUGUGGUUAAGAACACUGUGUGUGUGUUUGCUGAACUGUUGAAUCACAUACAGAAAUAUCUAUGUGUGAAGUGGUGCUGAGUGUGCUAACUCAUGCAGUCAAGUCAAGUCAAGUGGAGAUUCUAGUCAUUUCAACCAUAUACAAGUACAUAGUGAAACGAAACAGCAGUCGAGCCGAAGUGUGUAUGUACUAUUGUGUGUUUGAUCAGAUUAUUCUUUGAGCAUGGUGCGUGCAUCUGUGUAUGUGUAGAUAGAGAGCUUGUGCAGACUAGGGCAGAUGCAGAGCUCUUUUCUUUAUCUGUGCUCCUUCCUGUGGGCUGCAGAGGCGGAGCAGACGGCUCUUAGAGGGGCUCUCGCUCAGCGCUGCUAUAGUGCUGUAGACCGCAAGAACAAUGAGGGCCUAAAUGUGGCGCUUCAGCUAUUUCUGGAGCACUCAGCACAGCAUUCCUUAACAGCAGGCCGAAUUUCUGCAUUUAUAUGUUCUGCUUGUAGACUGAAUUAAAGCAGUGUAUAGGAAUCUGAGUGGUUCAUGACAGAGACACAGUGUACACCCAGCUCCAUGCGUAUCACCUCGAGUCAUCUCAGAGCCAGCAGGUGAUGAAAUAGCAUAGUGCUUGACAUCUGAUCUGUAGUUUUGCUUGGGGAAAUAACAGCAGCUGAUGAUGGAAAGCUUGCAGUAUGCCAGUGUAAUAUCACACACAGUUGUAGGAAGAGGAAUAGGAUGAUAAACAGGCAAUAAAUACGCCUCUCUUCUUCUGUCCAGUGCUAAUCCAAGGCAGUGUCUCAAAUCACUCUGUAGAUCAUGUAUUAUGUUCUUUUAAUUUUAGUGUCUUCUAGUGUCUAAACAGAAGUUACAGCUUGCCAUGUCGUAGCUCAUGUUAUUGGCCACACAUCUAAAAUGUCCACCUUAAACUUUUUGCUCCUCAUUUGCGUGUCUUGACCCGGCAUUCUCACUACUUGCGUCAGCCGUUUAGAAAAAAAUCCAAGCACCCUUGCCCUCUGUCUUCUUCCCGUCCACUGUGUAGAACAAUUGCAGCUGCUCGUCACAGUAGUCCACUAUAUCUUGUUAAAAGUUCCCAGUCUUGCCAAAGAUAGCCGAGUUUGAUCACCGCUCAAAUAGCUCUGAUUUAGCUCAUCAAAAAGACCCGUUAUCAUCAGAAGAUAUGUUGGAUUAGGGCUGAAACUAAAUGAGACAUGGGUUAACUCCAACCCAGCUGUUGUGAUGCUCUAACUUGUUGAGCAAUUUACCAAAAAAAAAAAAAAAAAAAGGCUGUGUCCUUUCACCUAAAGUAAUUUUUUCACUUUGUGUGCUUGCAUGGGAAGUCUGAUUGUUUACACUUAUUUUAGAGAAUGAUUAUGCUUUCUCAGGCCUUAAGUCCACUAUAUCUCUGAGUUUAUGCUAUGACUACUUGUACACAAGAUGGCUGCCGUGUAUAUCCUGUGUUCCUUUGGAGCUUUUACGUCCAUAACAGACAGAACAAACUGGAGCCGUGUCACAAAUCACAUACUUGCAUGUGUAGAACGGUGUUCUAGACCGUUUUGGAGUAUUAGUACUAAUUUUACUACAGUGUUCAGUGUUCCAUCAAACCUACCGAAAAGGUUUUGUGUACCAGUCUCCUGUGAGCACUUUAAAGUUAGGUCAUAGUUUUUUAAUCUGAGACACAGCUCGCAUGUGUCAGAAUGGUACCGAAAUUGUUUUAGCGGUCGACAUGGAAACCUGCUGCACGUUUGUUUUGUUUGAGGUGCAUCUGGUGGACGUCAUUUUUUAAAUUUGAAUAUGAAUAAAGCCACUCCUGCGUCCGCAUGCGUAAUCACGCGUCAAGUAUGAUCCAGGACUAAAGUGUGUAACCCAUACGCAUGCUUUUGGUUAUUUACUGGUACGUCCUGCCUGCUUUGCUAGAACGGGCUAGUAAAUUAUACAAGCAUUUAACCGAAUGAACAGUUGAAAAGUCUGUGAAAAGUUGUCCUUGUAGGCUUUAAAUCUAAUGUAGGGUGGUUUUCUUUCUGCAGUUGUAAGAUAUGAAUAGUCACUUUGAAAAGCACCCAGGGGCAAGUUGCAGCAGUAAAGUCUGAAGAUGGCGAGAACCUGAAUAAGCAGCUGAGUAAAGUGUGUGGGAGAGAAGUGGUUGAAUUCUUAUUCAGGAGAAACCUGCGUGUCUCAGUAAGCAAUAUGUGUACAACGAUUACUGAUCCUGGAGUUUUAUCCAAUUUCAGAGGGAGUUUUAAUCCAUAUUAUAGUGUAAUAAUAGUGAAAAAGUAUAGAAAAAAUUCAUACAUAGCAGUGUUAAUAGGAUUGAAUGUUAGUUUGAAUGCAGGGAGGUGAAGGGAGAAGGAAGAGCUCUUCAAGUUAAAACACAUCGAUCUUGCCAUUUAUCCCCCAGCGCUUCUUCUUAACAAACCUCUCAGUUUUGCAGGGCCACCAGGAGAACGAGCUGCUGUCUCUUUAAAAAAAACAAUAACUGUCUGUCUGCUCGUAGAGCUGCUCGCCUAUGCUAAUGAGGUUAAUGCUGGUUGGUUGGCGCCCAGUGCCCGACCCUUGUGAUUGGCUGGUGUCUGUGGGGGAGGAGCUGGGUGUGGAUGACAGCUGGGUGCCUGCCAGGCAAAAACAGCCUGACACUGAUUGUGAAGGGUGGAGAGAGAGUGAUAGAGCGAGAAGACAGGCGUGCUUACUUCAUGAUGCAAGGCAUUCGCCCACCCAUCUUAAACGGGCCCAUGCACCCUCGUCCUCUGGUGGCGCUCCUGGACGGCCGGGACUGCACAGUGGAGAUGCCCAUCCUGAAGGACGUGGCCACUGUGGCCUUCUGUGACGCUCAGUCCACUCAGGAGAUUCACGAAAAGGUUCUUAACGAGGCUGUAGCUGCAUUACUAUAUCAUACCAUCUCACUAUCACGAGACGACCUCGACAAGUUCAAAGGGCUUCGUGUCAUUGUGAGGAUCGGCAGCGGAUUCGACAACGUGGACGUUAAAGCCGCAGCAGAGCUUGGUAUCGCAGUGUGUAAUGUGCCAGCUGCGUCUGUGGAGGAGACGGCAGACACUUCAAUGUGCUUGAUCCUGAACCUGUACCGCCGGGUCACUUGGAUGCACCAGGCCCUGCGUGAGGGCACUCGGGCCUCCAGCGUUGAGCAAAUCAGAGAGGUGGCAGGAGGAGCCGCUCGCAUCCGAGGAGAGACGCUGGGCAUCAUUGGCCUCGGACGUGUUGGCCAAGCAGUGGCUUUGAGGGCAAAGGCGUUUGGUUUUGGGGUGAUUUUCUACGACCCAUACCUGCCAGAGGGGGUAGAAAAAUCACUGGGGCUCCAGCGCAUGGCCACGCUGCAGGAUCUGCUCAUCCACUCAGACUGUGUGUCCCUUCACUGCAGCCUGAACGAACACAAUCACCACCUCAUCAACGACUUCACCAUCAAACAGAUGCGUCAGGGUGCGUUCCUGGUGAACACAGCCCGAGGGGGACUGGUGGAUGAGAAAGCUCUGGCUCAGGCACUGAAAGAGGGCAGAAUACGCGGCGCAGCUCUGGACGUCCAUGAGACAGAGCCCUUUAGCUUCUCACAGGGGCCUCUAAAGGAUGCCCCUAAUCUGAUCUGCACCCCCCACACAUCCUGGUACAGUGAGCAGGCCUCCAUUGAGGCGAGGGAGGAGGCAGCACGGGAAGUACGCAGAGCCAUCACAGGUCGUAUUCCUGACAGUCUGAAGAACUGUGUGAAUAAGGAGUAUCUGAUGGCAGCUUCCCAGUGGCCCUCUAUGGAGACUGCCUCUGUGCACUCUGAGCUCAACGGAGCAGGAUACAGGUUUCCGGCAGGUCUGAUUGGUGUAACCCCGGGAGCUCUGCCUGGUGCAGGGGCAGGAGUAGAAGGCAUGGUGGCAGGCACGCUGCCCCUAGGCCAUCCCCUUGCCCCAGUCUCACACCCACCACACACCCCCUCACCUGGGCAGCCAACCAAGGCAGAGGCUGACAGAGACGUCCCUUCUGACCAAUAGCAUCCCAACACAUUCCAUCGUUGCCCCAGCGAUGCCCUUUCCCCCUUUUUUUAGGGCUCAAUCCAUGCUGAUGCCCUGCUUUUGACACAACACCUGGGUCAAUCCAGUCAAACAGAACACACAAGUCCAGAUGUGACCCACUCAAAAACAUUUCCCCCAACUUCUCCUUCCCUUCCUUUGUUGUUGUAUCCAUUUAUUUUUCCACCUGUGCAGCAAGCAAUAACUCUUUUUCUCAAGGAUUCAGUAAUUGGAUUGUUUUUGUUAGAAUUAGAAAACCCCUUUUUAUUUUUUAUGCCUUUUUUGAAUCUGGACUAGUUGGAGUUUGUUUUUGAGUAGUGUGUCUUCUACUUGCCUUCUGUCUGUCCAGCUGAUUUAACAGUAUAGUAAAGAAGUUCUUUUUUUCAGCCUCCCAAGCAUACAUUUGUGAUCCUCCGGGGUUUUUUUUUUUUUUUUUUUUUUUUUUUUUUUUUUUUUUUUUUGAGCGGAGGUUUGACCCUUGAAGCAAAGUGGAAAAGCUGGCUUAAGUCAAUGAAUUUCUUUUUUUCCACAAUUCCAACGGACAGCUAACAGUAGCCACACCUUUGACAACCGGAUUAGAAUGAUAAGAGAAACAAUGUGUCAUCUGUCUGUGCCUGACAGUAACUCUGUGGUGAUCUUGGACACUUGGGGUUCCACUUUUCCCUUCAUGUUGAGGACAUCAUGUGCAUCAUGUCCAUACUCUUCUUCUGAAAGAUGACUGAAGGAGGACAAACUCUCUCAUUUCCUGUAAAGCUUGUUGGGUAUCUGUUCAGUCAUAUGCUUCACUGUAUCAGUAAUGUAUGGAUAAAUGACAUGUAGGUCUCUGUAAGAGCAUCAUAAAUAUGACGUUUGUGUACAGCUUUUUAUUGACGUCUGAUCACUUUUCCACUUCUAAAGAGUGAAAUCUCCUAGACUUUAACAGUGUAGAUGUAUGAGAUCUCUAUUUUAUGUGUGUGCAUCUCUGAACUUCGCAAUGAUUUAUGAUUCUCUUAUAAAGACCGUGUGCUUGGGAAUAUUCAGUAAGCUGUGUCUUUACACUUAAUCUAUCAUUACUUUCACUGUUAACUUUAUGAAAACUGGGGGAAAAAAUGGAAGCACAUUUUCAGGUGUCUUAAAAGACCGGUGUUCCACUUGCAGAUUUUCACGUUGCGUUAAAAGUGUCAUGAUACUUUGCUCCUUCUUUCUUUUUUCAGGUGGGAUUUUAUUAUUAUUAUUAUUAUUAUUAUUAUUAUUAUUAUUUGAGACUCCUGCUCUCUUCUAAAACAUGCACAUAUCCUCCACCUUGAUAUGCCUAGCUCCUUUGUUUUUCGUAAUCUUUCCGUACUUCCUGGAUGUGCCUCCCUGGGUGGUUCAGCUUUUUCACAAUGACCUUUGUUCAUGAUUCUCUUUAUCUCUGAUAGUCCUUCCUUCUGCUCCUGCUCUUCCCAUGACAUCACUAUGUAAGGAGCCAGGCUGUUCUCACCCUGUCAGGAGCUUAAAUGAAGAUGAGAUCUCCUAUACACACACCAGGCACACACACACUAUGCGUAUACUCAUCUAAGGCUGUUGUCUUGAAUAGCUUCUGUUCAGCAAGGGGUUUGCAGACAUGCAAAGAUCUUGGGUGGUUUUUUCCCUUCAUCCUUUUCAUGCAGAUCUCUGUAGUAACAUGAUAUGGCCAUUAGGGGUCAAUGACAGUGUACUUCUGAGUCCAAUCUUGUCUCAGCCUUUCAUUUCACCUGCUGUACUUCAGCCAUGCAGUUGUCCUUGCUCAGAUGUGAUCAGUGCUUUUGUCAAAUAAGGCAUUGUGCUUUUAGAGAGGGAGGCAGGCAGGACCAGACUGCAUCACUCCAUCCAUCAGCAGACCGCGUGGCUGACUUCCAAAGAUUCAGAGCGGAGCCGUGGUAGGCGCGCAAUCUGUCCCUUUAUCAGUCAGAAGUGAAAACCUCAAGCCAACAAUGCAGAUCUUAUCAGUGUUAGCUAUUUUCUUUUUUGCCUUCUCCUCCUGUUUUGUUAAACCCAACUUUGUACCCAACAUAAGGAGCCCAGUGGGGAUUGGGGUGAGGGUUUGGAUGGAGCUAGUUCACUGACAAACCAGUUGUUUUCCAAAGGGGGGGUUACAGUCAUCCCCCAAGAUGAGUCUCUUGUAUGAAAAGUGUUCUGCGUCAAGGGAAACCGUUUCUAGUACCUCAGUAACAGAUAUUGAAUGUAUGAGCUACUUGUUCUUUGCUUUGUACAGCUUCUUUUUAGAUUGUACUUUGCUAUUUCAGAAACCAUGGAACGAUGGAACCAUGUGGAUGUGUAUUUGAGCUUAGCCAACACAUCUAACAAGGAUAUGCCCCUCCUUAGAAUCCAUAUUCUUUAGCAUAGACUAGCAUCUGGUAGUUUGAGUUAGAUUUUGAAUCGCAGGCUUUAAUUUUAGAGCUUUUCCUGUCUUUGAUUCGUUAUGAAUGAGCACAAUUCUGCAUCGCCAUUCAUUUUCUGUAGGGAGUGUAUAUGUAUCCGUGAGUUGUAAGAUGGAUUUGGGGUCUGGUCUUGAAUAAGCUAGGUGAUAGUACAUUUGGAAAUAAACUCUAAUAGAAUGGUUUAAGAACAUUGCAUAGAUGUUCAUUGUGGCAAAGAUUUUACAUAAUCCUGAAUUAAAUCUCUCUCUCUCUUUUUUUUAAUUCUUGAAAAAUCCAACAAAGAUCAGAACUAAACUAGUUUUUGUGCAUAAAAUGUCUGUUGCUGUGCAAAUCUUGCUUUUUAAUUAUGCUUUUCUGUCUGGUUGGCCCUUGAUUGACUGAUUAUUCUCAGGAAAUAGUCUGUCACUCAUGUGAGCUUGAACCAUGCCAUGCUUGUUUUGGUAAUUUGGUGUCGUCUGAUGUCUCCUCUUCUGUCCUUUCAAAAAGUUCUAGCUAUACUCUUCAACUUCAACUUUUCUUUUCAUAUCUGUGAUAUUUUUGAACGCUAUAAUUUUCUUCUUGCUUGAACAUCAGCAGUGUGUUUUUGUAUUAUUCAGUGUUCUACAUGUUGUAUGGAAACAUUUCAAAAAGACCUCUUCUUCCCCGCAUUCACUUUUAAAGGUCCUUUCCAGCAGCUUGUCUAAAGGGCCGUUGGUUCCAGGUUUUUUUGGGGUUUUUUUUUUUUCGCUCGACUAUAGUAGCCUUAAAUUCAUACACUAUGGUGGACUUGGUCACCCACCCCAUCCCUAACCUGUGUUCUAUAUAAAGAGAGGAGACAUUACUCUUUAGCCAUUCUGUGUUAAAAGUUCACAGCUCUGUGUGCUGGACGCGUAUUUUACAGAGAACCUGACUGGUUUUGAUUUCAAGGUGUGAAAUCGGCUCUCCUCUCCCCAAGCCCCUCUCUCAAACCUGGAGUUAUCGCUACAGCCAGUCCACGAAUAGAUACAUUGGGUCUGGAACAGUCACUUUCUCUCUCAGGGUUCAAAAUGCACACACACAUACACACACCCACCAGGAGUCUAUAGGUCACUCCUCUCUGAAACUCCAGCAUGAAGAUCAUUCAGAACAUACUCCUUACAGUCCCUUCAAGCUAAGCUGUGUCCCCUUUUUCUUUCCCUCUGUUGUUUUUUUUUUUUUUUGCAUAUUUCUCGCACUGACAUCUAACAAUGAAAGAAUGAAUGUUUUAAUUGAACUGUGUGUAACGUUGAACUUGGGAAAUGUAUUUUUACAACAUGAACUUUUUAUUCCUUUCUUUCACCACCUUUCUUUUCUUUGUAAAUUGAUCCUCCUCCCAUCACCAGACUGCAAAAACUACAAAAAGAAGAAAAAAAAAACUUGUAACUAGGCUCUUAAGCUUUACUUUUUGCUUUUGUUUUCUUUUUUAUAUUAGAAAACAAUCAUGUUUGUGAUGGUAACUUCUGAUGGUAAAUUCCACAAGGUAUUUUAAUAAAAUCCUAAAGAUUA
This is a messenger RNA of Pangasianodon hypophthalmus (striped catfish), 8682 nucleotides long. Its product is annotated as C-terminal binding protein 1. Bases 3386 to 4780 code for a protein of 464 amino acids. Gene Ontology annotation, molecular function: NAD binding; transcription corepressor activity; oxidoreductase activity, acting on the CH-OH group of donors, NAD or NADP as acceptor. Lineage: Eukaryota; Metazoa; Chordata; Actinopteri; Siluriformes; Pangasiidae. The transcript is spliced from 10 exons. The record is from RefSeq and is a predicted model, not a curated record.